Molecule: messenger RNA, 2434 nt
Organism: Cuscuta campestris
Lineage: Eukaryota; Viridiplantae; Streptophyta; Magnoliopsida; Solanales; Convolvulaceae
Source: the annotation of a GenBank genome assembly
UCUAUAUGUUAAGACAAAUCAAACAAGAUCACACAUAACUAUAUUUAGGCUUACACAUUGAGAGAAUUUGAUGAGUCAAAGUGCUUAGAUGAACAGUUCCAAAAGUCAAAACUGGACGAAUACUCCGGGACGGAGGGAGUAUGUUAUAAUCGGGUGAUCAAAUUGUUAGUAUUAUAUUCAGUGACACAAGCACAAAUACAAAGUUCAUGAUCUCUACGGUAUACGGGAAACACACUGAAGGAGAAAGGGAAGAACUCUGGGCAUCAAUGAGGUCUCACAUGCCUAAGGGCCUUCCAUGGUUUGUUGGUGGAGAUUUCAACGUGGUGGCAUCUAUGACUGAACACAAAGGGAGAAUCCCCCCCAGCUCUAAGGGGAUAGAGGACUUCUCUCAGGCUCUUCAAAUCUGUGAGCUUAGCAACAUCACUCCAAGUGGUGGUCUGUACACUUGGAAUGGGCGUAGAACGCAAGGAAUGGUUUGGUGCAGGCUAGAUAGAGUUGUGGUUAAUCCUAGAGUCUUGGAAGCUUAUGAGGAGGUUACACUUACUCAUUUAAGCAAAAGUGGCUCAGAUCAUAAGCCAAUCUUACUUAAAUGCUCAAAUCCCAAGUUUGAUGGCCCAAAAAAUUUCAGAUUCACCAAUGCUUGGCUAACCCACAAAGAAUUCCUGCCCAUGAUCAAGAAGUAUUGGCAUAACAGCAGUAAUGUAAGUGGUAUGAUGGGCUUCGCUGAAAAACUUAAGCAACUCAAACCAAUAAUAAGGGAAUGGAAUAAGGAGAUCUUUGGAGACAUUUUCCUUAAUGUUAAAAAAGCUGAACUAGUGGCUGCUGAAAAACAAGUCAAAUAUGAGGAGGAUCCCACGGAAGAACUGAGAUGUGAAUCAAACCUUGCUGCUGCUAAACUCCUCCAGGCUUGUAAUGUGGAAAGAAUUUUCUGGGAACAAAAGGCCAACAUCUCCUGGCUGAAAGAGGGGGACUCCAACACGAAAUUCUUCCAUUCAUAUGUCAAAGGGAGGAGAGCAAAACUUAAAAUAUCCACCAUAAGGGAUGACAUGGGGAUCAAUCAUGACAAUGAAGAUCAAAUUGGUAACCUGGCAGUAGAACACUUCACCAAUCUCUUUGCUGAUCAUGCCAUUUCAAAUCCAGAAAGUAUUACCACAUACAUUCCCACCACCAUCACAGAACAAGACAACAAUUUUAUGAGGAGGCUACCUGAAGUAGAGGAAGUUAGGGAAGCAAUAUGGUCCCUUAAUCCAGAUGCUGCAGCUGAUGAUCUGGUAAUUUUCCUCAACGGUAACACCCGUAACCUUCUUCGCCUAAUGUCCAUUUUGAAAGAGUACAACCUAGCCUCGGGUCAAGACAUUAAUUGGAUGAAGAGCAGGUUCUUUGUGAGCUCCAAGACCCCCAUCAGAAAAUGCUUACAAAUGGAGAAAGCUCUCCAAAUUAGGUGUGGAAAACUCCCCUUCAUUUACCUUGGAGGGAACAUCACUAAAGGUAUCCUUAGAAAGGAGGGUUUCCAACCUAUACUUCAACAUUUUGACAAGUUUUUGUCCUCUUGGUACUCUAAGGUCCUUAACCCCAUGGGCCGGUUGAUUUUGAUCAAACACGUACUCUCCUCCAUUCCUCUACAUCAUAUUGCAGUUUGUGAGCUUCCAAAAUCAAUCAUCAACACCCUCCACGCCAAGAUGAAGAACUUCUUAUGGGGAUACACCAACGGCAAUGCCAAACAUCACUGGAAAUCCUGGGAAUAUAUGUGCAAACCAAAGAAGGAAGGGGGACUUGGGAUACGCGACUUGCACCAGGUCCAAAAGGCCUACUCCCUAAAACUCAUUUGGAAGAUUAAUCAUGUGGAGAACCUUUGGACAAACUUUAUGAAAGCCAAAUACAUUUCUAAUAGGGCAGCUAUAAAGGCGAAUCUCCCGGACUCCCCAACGUGGAAAAGAAUAUGCAAAGCUCAUGUAGAUUUAGAGGAUGAUGAAUUUGGUAGCUCCCUGCCCCUCAACCUAACCAUGAAGAAUGCCUAUGAUCUGAAGAUGGACCCAUAUGCACUCGGGACGUACGUGGUUAAUGAAGUCAAAUGGGAUGGAGGACCUGGGUCUCUCGGAAUGCUGGAACAAAGGUCAUUGUCUGAAUUGGAGCAUCCUAAGAAGUCAGGGGGGUUGGCUAGUGUGGUAGGAUCAGGAUUUCUAGGGGUGAAUUCUGGAGCAGAGGCUGAGAGUGAGUUGGCACGAGGUUGGGGCAAGAUUGGGGGAGGGGAAGGUUCAUGGGCUGAUAACAAGCAUGAAGAUUGAAAGGUUGUACUCUCUAAAGGCUUAUGGGAAUCAACACCGGGUAAUUCACAAGAGAGAAGAGUUGCAGAGAUGGAAAGAGGUGGUUGGUAUGCUGGUUUAGAAAUCGAGGCACACACCACAGCCAUAUCCAAAAAAGGAGGGGGAGGGGG